Sclerotinia borealis F-4128 is the source of this 276-nucleotide messenger RNA. Lineage: Eukaryota; Fungi; Ascomycota; Leotiomycetes; Helotiales; Sclerotiniaceae. The record is from the annotation of a GenBank genome assembly.
AUGAAUUUUGCGUUGCCAUCGAGCCCACUUGGGAGAUCGGAUUAUGACGCGUUGGACUUGGAGAAUGAGAUGCUUAUGAAGAAGGAAGAGGGUGAGGGUGAGCGGGAAAUUUAUAGUGAUUUCAAUGUGAUGUGCCCUUUGGUUGGCGAUGGAGAUGAUUAUGAAUACCUUGAUAGACUUGAUGGGCGUUCGCCGGAGGAUAUGCAAAAUCGGUUGUCAAGUCCGUCGUCGGAAGAGUAUUGUGGAAAUGCUGAGGGAAGAGGAGAAAUAGCAUGA